AUGGGAUGGUUCCCAUGUUCAGGGCCACCAAAGCGUAAAUCGAGAAAGAAGAACGAGCACUCUGAAACUACGGAGUCCAUUAUUUCUGAUAAAUCUAAAGAUGGCUCCAAAGAUGGAUCGUCCAAUAAAAUAGCAGCCAGGACUUUCCAUUUCCGCGAAAUGGCUGCUGCUACUAGAAACUUCCGGAAUGAGUGUCUUUUAGGCGAGGGAGGUUUUGGCAGAGUGUAUAAAGGACAGCUGGAGGGCUCCAGCCAAAUUGUUGCAAUCAAGCAACUCGACCGGAAUGGAUUGCAAGGAAAUCGAGAAUUUCUUGUUGAAGUUUUGAUGCUGAGUCUGCUGCACCACCCGAAUCUUGUUAAUCUAAUAGGAUAUUGUGCUGAUGGAGAUCAAAGGCUUUUAGUUUACGAAUAUAUGUCGAUGGGGUCUUUGGCCGAUCACCUUUACGAUCUUGAGCCCGGCAAGAAAGGGCUCGACUGGAACACGAGGAUGAAAAUUGCUGCAGGGGCCGCGAAAGGGCUUGAGUAUUUACACGAUAAGGCUAGUCCGCCUGUUAUUUACCGUGACCUAAAAUGUUCGAAUAUUCUGCUCGGUGAGGAUUAUCAUCCGAAGCUAUCCGAUUUUGGCUUGGCUAAACUGGGGCCAGUUGGGGAUAACACGCACGUAUCGACUAGAGUAAUGGGCACCUAUGGAUACUGCGCGCCAGAGUAUGCAAUGACGGGGCAACUUACUCUUAAAUCGGAUGUUUACAGCUUUGGGGUUGUUCUUCUCGAGAUAAUCUCGGGCAGGAAGGCAGUUGAUACUUCGAAAAAAGGCGGGGAACACAAUCUUGUCCUAUGGGCAAGACCAUUAUUUAAAGACAAGACGAAAUUCUCUCAAAUAGCUGACCCGGCGCUAGAAGGAAAUUACCCGCCAAAGGGCCUAUUCCAAGCCCUUGGUAUAGCCGCAAUGUGUGUCCAGGAUCAGCCCAACUUGCGGCCCGCAAUGGCUGAUGUUGUUACUGCCCUAACAUAUUUAUCGGUACAAAAUUACGACCCAGAAGAGGAGCCCACUCAGAGCCCAAGCACAAGACUCGGGACCCCGCCUAGGAUGAAAGGGGAUUUCGACAAAUCAAGGAAUAGUAAUGCAGGAUCUGAAAGAGAACAGACCAAAAGACUGUAUUGA
This is a messenger RNA of Striga hermonthica, 1161 nucleotides long. The record is from the annotation of a GenBank genome assembly. NCBI's taxonomy places the organism in Eukaryota, Viridiplantae, Streptophyta, Magnoliopsida, Lamiales, Orobanchaceae.